UUCUUCUCCUCAUCUCCUCCACCGCUUCAAAAUACGCAAUCACGCACCCUGCCAAAAUCCACUGUUUUUCUACCAAAUCUUAUCUAUAUCUUCACUCUCAUGGCGUCCGCCACCGCCGGAAAAGCUGCCGCCGCCGCAAAGCCUAAGAAAGCCGCUGCCGCUCCUAAGAAGCCUCGAGCUCAUCCUCCUUAUGUUGAGAUGAUAUCGGAGGCGAUUGCGGCGUUGAAGGAGAGGACCGGUUCAAGUCAGGUGGCGAUAGCGAAGUUUAUCGAGGAGAAACAGAAGGAAUUGCCGCCCAACUUCAGGAAGCUGUUGCUGGUCCAGCUUAAGAAGCUCGUGGCGUCGGGGAAGCUUACGAAGGUGAAGAACUCGUUCAAGCUCGCCGGAACUGCCAAGACUGCCGUCGCCGCCGUCCCCGCUUCCAAGCCCAAAGCUCCCAAGGCCGCAGCAGAGCCGAAGAAGAAGACCGUCGCCGCCAAGCCCAAAGCUGCGGCUGCAAAGAAGGUGCUUGUGGAAAAGCCUAAGAAGAAGGUUUCAACCCCGUCUAAAGCUAAAAAGCCGGCGGCCAAAGCCAAACCUGCCAAGAGAACUCCGGUGAAGAAGGUGGCCCUGUCUAAAGUAAAGUCUCCGGUGAAGAAGCCCAAGAGUAUCAAGUCGCCGGCGAAGAGGGCGAGGAAAUGAAGCAAUGAAAAUGGCGAAAAAGGCGUUAGCUUUAGGCUCUGAUAACAUAGUUUGUGUUAGGGUUUGUAAAGUAUCUAAUGUUUGAGAUGAUGACUAUAUAGUUUCAGUGUAAUCCCUUUUCUUCUUCUUCCUUUUCGGCCAUUGAUCUUAAAUGGUGGUGUUUUUUUCAAGUAGUCUGGUUUGUUCUAUGUAAUAUAAAGCUUGAAAGGUUUGAAGACAUUCUUGAAA
Molecule: messenger RNA, 909 nt
Organism: Ipomoea nil (Japanese morning glory)
Lineage: Eukaryota; Viridiplantae; Streptophyta; Magnoliopsida; Solanales; Convolvulaceae
Product: histone H1-like
Exons: 2
Coding region: 100-681 (193 amino acids)
Biological process (GO): negative regulation of DNA recombination; nucleosome assembly; chromosome condensation
Cellular component (GO): nucleosome; nucleus
Molecular function (GO): nucleosomal DNA binding; double-stranded DNA binding; structural constituent of chromatin
Source: RefSeq, a predicted model, not a curated record